GCGAGAGCGAGAGAGUAAGAAGAUGGGUUGAGGGUUGAUAAAAUGCAUCAUAAUCAACAUUGGACUGUGUUUUCAUCUAGAAACUCAUACAGAAAAGAUAAAAUAACAUUUUUCUUUCAGAUUUGGCAUUAACCAUGCAAUCCAAAGCAAAUACGGGAACCAAAUAGCUAUAAUUUACUUGGUAAUUGAUUAAACCGGCAUAAACUUAAUUCAUUUUAAUUCAAAAUUUUUCAAAAUCAACCUUGAGUAUAAUUCUGAAGGCCUGAGGAAAAUUAAACUCAUAAAAGAUAGAUAAAUAGAUAUUUACUUUUGCGGUUGAAUUGAAGUUCAAUUCGAUUCACAUGUAACUUUGGGUUUUACAGCAAAAAAUGAUAUGUGCCUCGUUAUGUCGUCUACUGUGGUCAUCAGUCUAACUUUACUAUCAUUGAUGGUGUUUAUCGUGGCUAUAACUUCAAAUCCAGUCAAUUACAAAGGAUAUUCAGUGAUCUCGGUGAUUGCAAGAACAAGAUCGGAUGUCGACUUUAUCAACAAUUUAACUAUUGAUCAGAGGAUUGAUUAUUGGUUUCCAUCAUCAACUCCAAAUCAACCAAUCAAGCUACUAUUAAACCAGGAUAGUCUUCAAAAAGUUAUUGGUGAUCUCCUAGGACGCAAAUUAACUGUUAAGGUUGAAAUAGACGAUCUGGGAAGGCAUACCAGUAAGCAAAAUAUAAACGCUAAUGGCGAGAUCAGGACUAAUUACAACCAAACUGAUGAUACGUUUUUCCAAUCUUAUGCUCGAUACGAUGUAAUGGUUAAAUAUUUAGAUGGUUUAGUGACUAAAUAUCCAAAUAAGAUAGUUAGAUCAACCAUUGGGCAGUCUUUUGAAAAGAGGAAUCUAACGUUAGUUCGCAUUGGAAAUUCAAUUCAACGAUUCAAGCGUAAACCGAUUAUUUACAUUCAAGGUGGUUCUCAUGCAAGAGAAUGGAUCAGUCCAGCAACACUAAUUUAUUUGAUUACAACUUUAACUAAAUCCAAGGAUCGUUCGAUAACAAAAUUGACUCAUUUUUUUGAGUAUUGGUUUUUACCAGUUGUAAAUCCUGAUGGCUAUGAAUAUACACAUACUCAUAACAGAUUAUGGAGAAAAACCCGAUCAAGAAUCAAUAAUGAACCUUGCAUUGGCGUCGAUCCCAACAGGAACUUUGGUUACUUCUGGAAAGGUGGAGUGGAUAAUGAUCCUUGCAGUGAAACUUAUUCUGGACGAAAACCUUUCUCUGAACCUGAAGUGGCGUCAAUUGCAAAAUUAAUUCAUCCCAAUGCAUCAAGAAUUAAAGCUUUCCUCGAUUUUCAUUCGUUUGAUCAAAGUUGGCUAAUUCCUUAUGGAUUUGACUCACGAAAGCCAAAAGAUUUUAUUGAUAUGGAAAGGAUUGCCAAAAAAUCUGUCGAUGCUUUGGCUUCAAUCCAUGGAACUAAUUAUUCAGUAGGAAAUAAAGCCCAAUUACUUUAUCCAGCAUUUGGAUUAGCUGAUGAUUGGGCUAAAGGAUGUGCUAAAAUCAAAUACUCAUUUUGUAUUGAAUUGCGAGAUAAAGGGGAAUAUGGUUUCUUGUUACCUGCAAAUGAGAUUAUUCCUGUUGGUGAGGAAAUUAUGGCAGCAAUCAAAGUUCUGAGUGGAGAAAUAAUGAAAGAAAUAAAACAAUCAAAGUUGCGAAAACGUAAAGUCAAAGGAAAUCAAAGUUAAUUGAAAAUUUACAUGAUUCAAGCUAUUUUAUUCCUGGUAAAAAGGAGUUGGACGAUUCCACUUUAGCCGAGUUAAUUGCUCUCCAUGUUUCCCGAAAGCUUUCAACAUUGGACGAUGCACUUUGUUUGUAUUUUGGUAGAUUUAGUGUUUCACUUUCCACUAAUUGUGACGCUGACUGUUGCUUUUGGUAUAAUUUGUUGGUUGAUUUGAGCAUUAGACGAUUACGAAGAGAAGCAUUCAUUUUGAGUGCUUCACCUAAGGCCAGUCGAAGUCUUCCUACCUCGAUUUCAAGAUUAUUUAAACGGUUAAUUGCUUCUAAUGGUAGUGAAUCUAGAAUGGAAAUAUUGGAUAAAGCAAAUAUAAAAUUUAGUCACCAUACGUUUCAUGAACCUGAAAACUUAUACUAACUCUUUUCUGAUUCACUUGGCAUAACAGAGCUUAAUUUGCUUGAUGGUCCUUCCAAACAAUCAGGAUAUAAAUUGUUAACAAUCAACUUGAACUGUAAAUCUAGAAAUGUGAAACGUGAAAAUGUAAUCUGAGACUCCAUGCAAGGUUGUUCAUACAAUUGAGAUGUUGAUUUUUAAGAUUACCAGAACAACAUAUCAAUUUUGAGUGACACUUACCUCUGUUUUUGCGAUUUAAAUCUUCAAUUUGAUUGUGGAGACAAUUGAGAACCAUUUUGUGUUGAUCCUUAAUAAAUUGUAAAUUUUUCUCAAGUAAACGUAAUUUCAAUGUUGGAUUAUUAAAUGAGUUGACCGUAUCACAAUUGGUCUCAUAACCUUUCCAAUGAUCAAUAUCAUCAAAUGUCGCUGAGGUGGAUAACAGUGAAGGUGAAGAUGAUGCAGAUGAAGACGCUGAUGAUGGAUUCAAAUUGAACGAUCUGUAAUUUAUUAGAUUGUUUGGACUUUUACUUGUUGCCAUUUUAUCAAGUGAAGUUAAAUUGGUCGAUGGUUCACUUGAUUUCACUAUUGGAGGUAAUUUGGUUAUGAUUGUUGGACGUUUAACAAGGUAAGGGUUGAUUGGAUUAAUCUCAUCACCCGAAACAAUCUCACCACAUUCAAUUAAACGAGUUAAAUUUUCCCGAUGAGGUAAACAAUGAGAGGUAAAACCAGAAGACUGUGAGCCAGUCUCCAUUGGAAGUCAUUACAUUAAUUUCAAUAAUUUUUAAUUAGAAUGACAAUUUGUCCACUUUAAACAUUUAGAUGACUUGGUGAUUAAAGAAUAGGAAGAAACGAAAAAUAAAUUUAAACGUUGUUCUGUUGUCAGAUAACAUUGAUUUUAGUAAUCAAUUGAAUGUAAAGUAUAUUAGACUCGUUAAAGUAAAUACGUUUUUCAGAUCAAUACCUGUUACUAUGGUGAGAAUAUAAUGUUGAUUAUUUUUGCAUUUUUACAAUAAAAUCGGCUUUUAAUCAGAAUCAA
Messenger RNA from Tetranychus urticae (two-spotted spider mite), 3133 nucleotides. Its product is annotated as carboxypeptidase B-like. Lineage: Eukaryota; Metazoa; Arthropoda; Arachnida; Trombidiformes; Tetranychidae. The record is from RefSeq and is a predicted model, not a curated record. Gene Ontology annotation, molecular function: zinc ion binding; metallocarboxypeptidase activity. Gene Ontology annotation, biological process: proteolysis.